GGAAACGCAGAGAGUGUGAUCGAGGUAGGGGAGAGGGAAAUCGCGCAAAAACCCUAGAAAUUCAUCGCCUCGUGAUCCGAGAGAAGUCUUCUUUGAUUCGGGGGAUAGAUCCGAAGGAGAUUUUUGGUCACGGUGUCGUGAGGGGAGCAGAAGAGCUGGGUUUUUUUUUGAAGGAAUUUGAACAUUUGAUGGAGAAACAGGGAUAAAGUUGUGAUUUUUAGACGGGUGGGAAGUAUAGAUCUUUUGAAUCUCGAUUAAUUUGAGUUUGGUUUGACGAAAUGGCAAUGGCGGAUGCUGCGGCUACUUUGGUGGAAAAUUUAGAAGGGACCGAUGUUGAAGUGGUGAAAGUUAGAAAUCCCAAGAAUUCUAAAUCAAUGGUGAAAGAUCAAGAAAAUGUAGCGAAGAAAGCAUUGAUCUGUCGUCCUGAUGUUAAGGCGGAUGUAGUGAUGCUUGAUUCGUCUUCUGGUGAAACAUGUGGAGCAUCUCGAUCUGAUAUCAAUGUUGAGAACAUGGUUGUCGAUGGUUCUUCUGCUCAAAGUUUGAAGCAAACCCCGGAGAGUGCAAAGAUGGUAAAGGGACUGCUAAAGAGAAAAAGAGUUUCAAUCGAAGGUAAUUUGGCUGCUGAGGACAUGGAAUCCCUUGGAAGGCAAUGCCGCUGUGAGCUUGAUGACUUAUUUGAGUAUUACAAAGAAUUUUCAGCUAUUCAGAUGAACCUUGAAGCGGAAGUGAGUUCAAACAAUCAUAUGAUUGCCUGCUUGUUGGAGGAGAACAAUCUUUCAUUUUCCAAGCUGGUGGAAGAGAUUUAUGUAAAGUUAAAAGGGAGAGAGGGGAUCACUUUGGCUUCAGUAAAGACAAGUAUCCUUUAUGUUGGGCAGAGAAUGAUUUAUGGAAUCUCUAAAAAUGAAGCUGAUGUUCUGGAGGAUACCUCAGAUUCAUGUCUGUGGUGCUGGGAGACUAGAGAUAUGAAGUUGUUACCCAUGAACAUGCGAAAGAUCAUUAACAUUCGGCGCACAGCUAGAAAGAAAAUUUCUGAGAGGAUUACUGCUCUUUCAGGAACUUUGUCAUUACUGUCAGCCCCAAAGAAUUGUGAUGACUACAGAAUUCAUGUGCUUAAAUCAUCGGAGAAGCUUGGACGAACAUUAAAUGAGGCAGCAAUUCGUUCUCUGGUUGAAAGGCUAAAACAGAAAAAUGAUGCUAAUAUUGCUGCAAAAGAAGGAAAAUUAAGAGAGAAGGAUAUAAUUAAACAAGUUGAAAGAAACAAGCAAACUGCUGAGAAGGAGAGGAAAAAACUGGAUCGUGAGCUUCAGAAGGAGAAAAUCCGAAGUGAGAAGGAACUCAAACGGCUUAAAGAAGAGUCUGAAAAAGUGGAAAGGCGCCGGGAGAAAGAAGAGGCUGAUUUGAAAAGGCAACUAAAGAGGCAGCAGGAAGAGGCUGAGAGGGAUCAAAAACGCCGGCAGAAAGAAGAAACUGAAUCAAAAAAGCAACUUUCUAUACAAAAGCAAGCUACAAUCAUGGAGCGUUUUCUUAAAAGCAAGAAGAAUGAUAGCAAAGGAGAUAACACUGAAAAGGUAACAUCAACAACAAAUAUGAUGGCUGGUUCUCCUGUCAAAAGUGAAAUUUUUGUCAAUGCAACCACAUCUAUGAUGGAUGCUACCCUUUCCCAGCAAGACUGUUUGUCUUUAGAGGAGAUCUUCAGGGCGCAUGUUGCUGGCUGGCAUAAGCUAUCUCAACACAACAGAACUUGUCGCUGGGGUGUUCGGCACAACCCAAAGAUGGAGUUGGUCAAAGAGCUUAAGAUAGGACCACUUGAGAAGCCAACCACACCAAAUAAAUUGGAUUGUAGCAUUGAACUGGGUAUUGUCAACCUUGUUGAUGGAUGUGAUGAAUCUGUCUCAAAUGAUAUUUCAUGCUUCACUGGAAGAAAUUUUACCAGAACUACAUCCAAAUUGUCGAAUAAGAAAUUAUUGCAGUUUGAUAAAAGCCAUAGGCCUGCAUAUUAUGGUACAUGGAGCCAAAAAAGUACUGUGGUCGGGCCUCGCCACCCUUUGCAGAAGGAACCCAAUCUGGACUACGAUGUUGACAGUGAUGAAGAAUGGGAAGAGGAAGAUCCUGGUGAAAGUCUUUCUGAUAUUGACAAGGAUGAUGAGGAGGAAACUUUGGAUGAAGGAAACAUGAUGAAUGAUGAUGAUGAAGCCGAAGAUGGCUUCUUUGUUCCUGACGGUUAUUUAUCAGAAAAUGAGGGAAUUCAAUCUGAAGAAGAUAAGAGUAAAUGCUCACCCUGUUGUGAGCCAGAGGCUGAAACUGAGGAAUUCAGGAUUUUGUUACGACAUCAGAAAUAUCUGUGCAGUUGGACUGAUCAGGCUCUUAAAAAGUGCCAGCCAUUGAUUAUAUCUAACCUAAUGCAUGAAAAGACAGAGCUGCUGAUGACUGAAGAUCUCGCUGGGACGGCUAAGCUCGAGCAGAUAUGUUUGCAAGCGAUAUGCAUGAGGGCAUGUCCUGGAAGCUCUGCUGUAGAAAUACCUGCAAAUCAUGAUCUACUAAACUCGGAUCAUGAGAUCAGUCAUUCGCAGAAAGAAAGCUUUUCUUCACCAAUGACAUCUAUGGCAGCCAUUCAAGAUGCGGACUUGCCAAAAUUUGUUGAAUCGAUCAGAUCAUGUUCUGAAGGUAUGAAUAAGGUGCUAGAAUCAUUACAACGUAAAUUCCCAACUACCCCAAAGUCACAGUUACGCAAUAAAGUGCGGGAAAUUGCAUCCUUUGUUGAUAACCGGUGGCAGGUGAAGCAAGAGAUCUUGGAUAAGCUUGGGCUAUCAUCCUCUCCUGCCAAACCAACAAGGCCUAGAGGCAUUUCAGCUUUCUUCUCAAAGCGAUGCUUGCCACCGUCGGGGGAGCCUGCCAGAGUUUCAGUCUCUCCUCUCAAACCAUGUGGUAAACCUGAGCCCAUGCCGGAAGUGCAUGACUUGGGCAUUUCAAUCUGGGUUUUGGAAGCAUCUGUUGGCAAGCCCAGUUGACCACAAGUACCAGUAUAUAUAGGUUUAGAAUGAAGGCUAAUGUUUGCACUAUUUUGAGUUACUGGGAAAUACAAGAGAUGUUUGAUGACUCUGUAAGAGUGGAAAUAAAGCAGUAUUUUGAUGUGGUACGUGUGCAAACAUGAUUUGUAAUGUGAAGGUCAUUUUUGAAGUGUAAUGUAUCUGUGCUUCAUCAAGAUUGUUCAAAGACUUGA
Messenger RNA from Dioscorea cayenensis subsp. rotundata (Guinea yam), 3220 nucleotides. Its product is annotated as chromatin assembly factor 1 subunit FAS1. Bases 279 to 3008 code for a protein of 909 amino acids. Gene Ontology annotation, cellular component: CAF-1 complex; nucleus. The record is from RefSeq and is a predicted model, not a curated record. Lineage: Eukaryota; Viridiplantae; Streptophyta; Magnoliopsida; Dioscoreales; Dioscoreaceae. Gene Ontology annotation, biological process: nucleosome assembly. The transcript has 14 exons.